AUGAUCUGCUUGCAGUGUCGGGCCGUGCCCGCCACUCUCCGGUCCUCCAUGACCGCGGCCACCAGAAUCCCCAUCUCCGCACCCGCCGCCGCCGCUGCCCGCGCAUCAACAGCAAGAACCACCUCCACCACCACCACCACAUCAAUCCGCACCCUCAUUACCUCGUCCUCCGCCUUCUCUCCCCUUCGCGCACAGCUCUCCCACCAACAACAAGCCCCCUCCACCGCCAUCCUCUCAUCGACCUCCGCCUUCUUCCCCUCCACAUCUCCCACCACAGCCUCUCUGCAACAAUCCCGAUCCUUCUCCGCCAGCGCCUGCCUGCUCGGAAAGCGGUCAACCUAUAACCCCUCGCGACGGGUGCAGAAGCGGCGCCACGGGUUCCUCUCCCGGGUUAAGACCCGGACUGGACGGAAGAUCAUUCAGCGGAGAAAGGCCCGCGGCCGGAAGAACUUGAGUUGGUAG
This is a messenger RNA of Aspergillus aculeatus ATCC 16872, 462 nucleotides long. Its product is annotated as mitochondrial 54S ribosomal protein bL34m. Gene Ontology annotation, molecular function: structural constituent of ribosome. NCBI's taxonomy places the organism in Eukaryota, Fungi, Ascomycota, Eurotiomycetes, Eurotiales, Aspergillaceae. Gene Ontology annotation, biological process: translation. Gene Ontology annotation, cellular component: mitochondrial large ribosomal subunit; ribosome. The transcript has 2 exons. The record is from RefSeq and is a predicted model, not a curated record. Bases 1 to 462 code for a protein of 153 amino acids.